Molecule: messenger RNA, 2500 nt
Organism: Oncorhynchus masou masou (cherry salmon)
Lineage: Eukaryota; Metazoa; Chordata; Actinopteri; Salmoniformes; Salmonidae
Product: fibrinogen alpha chain-like
Exons: 6
Coding region: 87-1601 (504 amino acids)
Biological process (GO): blood coagulation; protein polymerization; platelet activation
Cellular component (GO): fibrinogen complex
Molecular function (GO): signaling receptor binding
Source: RefSeq, a predicted model, not a curated record
ACCGAGGGUUUGUCAUCAGGUAUUGCCAUAUAUAGGGGCCCUGGGGCCCGGCGGAACAGUAUUCUAGACGGACAGAGAGAAGAGAGAUGAAGCUACUAAAUAUCCUCUGCUUCUGCCUGGCUGUCCUCGCCUCCACUUGGGCUGAGGACGCAGCGGCCGUGUUGAGCCCUCGUGGAACCCGACCAGUAGAACACGGCUACAAGGCUGAUAAAUGUGCCACAGAGAGGAGUUGGCCUUUCUGCUCAGAUGACGACUGGGGUCCUAAGUGUCCGUCAGGUUGUCGUAUCCAGGGUCUGUUAGACAAGGCAGACCAUUCCCUGCUGAAGAAGAUAGAGAAGAUUAGGCAGCUCCUUGACCAGAACAGAGCCAAACACCGCUCUGCCGACCAGGCAUCCAAACAGACCUAUGACUACCUCAAGGAGAAACUCACCUCCAACGCAGGUAAUGACAACAGCUUCUAUGACCUGGCUGAACGCCUCCGUCAGAGGAUCGUCGACAUCAAGAUCAAGAUAGACCGCCAGCUGAGGAUCCUCAACGCUCUGAAGAUCAGCAUCAAAGACCAGGUUAUAGAGAUGCAGAGGAUGGAGGUGGACAUUGACAUCAAGCUGCGCUCCUGUAAGGGAUCUUGUAAGGGCUACGCUGAGUUCUCCGUUGAUCAAUCAUCCUACGUGGCUUUGGACAAGCAGAUGGACCAGCUGGAAGCCCAAAGGGUUCAGUCUGUUGAGACCGUCGGCUCGCUGCACAUCAUGAAGAGCCGCCCGCUUAAAGACGUCUUGGUCGACAGCAAGUUUAAGUCCAGCCUGGCAGGGGAGCAGAAGCAGGAUUUCUUCCCGGAGGUGAAGUCCGUGAAACUGACCUUGGAGGCCGAGGGGUCCAGCGCUUCGUCUGCCGCCUCUGUCAGCAAGGUCCCGGGUACGCACUUCCAGCCUUCGACCUCAGGGUCUUCAUCCUCUUCAUCUUCAUCAUCUAGUUGGUCGACAGGUUCAGGGUCGAUGGAUGGGUCGAAGAAAACGAUCACGGAGCUGGGUGGGGGUGGUGGUGGGGGUGGUGGUGCUGGUGGGGGUACGAGGGGGGAUGGAGAUGGGGAUUUCUUUAAGGGGAUGGGUGGACUCGGCGGAGGGCUGGGGAGUCUUGGAGGCGGAGAUUUCACCUCUACCGGUCACCAGACCACGCAUGUAUCGAGCUGUACCAAGACCAUAAAGAAGACGACAGUGCAUACGAAGGACGGGCCGGUGGAACGCAUCGAGGAAGUUUCGAGCGGACCAGGCUGUGAGGCAAUGAAGCUCGGUGGCGGAGGAGGGAUGGGGGACUUCUUCCCAUCCCUCUCUUCCUCUUCCUCCUCCUCCUCCUCCUCAUUCACCAAAACCUCAAGCCACGGCAGUAACAAGGGAGGCAGUAGCCUCUUCAGCAGUACCAAGACCGGCGGCGCUGCCGACGGCUUCGGAGCUGAUUCAUUCGGGAUGGAUCUCGGAGCGUUUAUGCGCGGGAAAGAUGACGAUGAUGUCCCAGAUUUCCUCAGCCACAGCCACGGCGUGAAAACUAGUGUCCGGAGCAAACGGCAGGCAGAUUAUGUGGGAAAAGGUACAUCUGACCAGGAGUAACUGCCCAAUAUUUGACCUAGCUAGCCGCUGUUUAGCCACUGUUAGUAUCUUAGCCUAGUGGCUGUUAGCAAUUAGCAUGUUAGCCUCCAUUAGCAUCUUAGCCAAACUGACAUUAGCGAUUAGCACCUUAGCCUAGCGGCCGUUAGCGGUGAGCGUCUUGGCCAGCAGCUCCUAGCGUCAUAGCUAGCAGUGAGAAGUGAAACGUUUCUAUUUUUUUUGUCGUAGCUCAAAUCAAAUCCUCGAAUGUGAUCCACAGUAGCCUAAUUAAUAAACACUCGUAAAGUAGUUCAGCCAGUUGCUCAUAUGAUGAGUUUGUGUUAAAAAAUAAUAAUAAUCUAACAAAUUGUAUAAAAUAAGUUCCAGAGAUACUGUCUAAAAUAUGCUGUACUAUACAUCAUAGUGUGUUCUCAACCGCUGCUGAGCUGACUACCGGAAGGGGUUCGGAGGGGUAAAGGGGAGGUGUGGCUGAGGUUACAAACACUCUUCUGACCCGGGCACCUGAGGGUAGAGCUAGAAGACCGUGAGGGAAGAGGUUGGCAUGAGGGAGGGAAAGAAGUAGAGGGGAAGAGGUGGGGGUUAGGAAAGGUGAUAGAGGAAAGAGAGAGAGAGAGAAGGAUGGGGAGUGAGUGACAGAGAUAGAGAGAAACAUUGCUGAUUGUUGAUUCUGUGAGUAGAUGAUUAAAAUGUUUUUUUUUUGUCUGACCCUGUGAAUGAUGUCAAUGUACUGAAUGUUCAUGGACAAAAACAAACAACCGGCUAACUUCUGAACCAAUCAGGUACUGCCAAUGUUCAAAUAACUAUUCUAAGAACAGAAAGGGGUUCUAAGAACUACGGUAGAACUUCCAUUAGAAUGUCCAAACCAAGCUACUGAUGCGACAAUAAAAAUAUUUUCACUUCAA